Molecule: messenger RNA, 399 nt
Organism: Eremothecium sinecaudum
Lineage: Eukaryota; Fungi; Ascomycota; Saccharomycetes; Saccharomycetales; Saccharomycetaceae
Gene: HTB1
Product: histone H2B
Exons: 1
Coding region: 1-399 (132 amino acids)
Biological process (GO): nucleosome assembly
Cellular component (GO): nucleosome
Molecular function (GO): protein heterodimerization activity; structural constituent of chromatin; DNA binding
Source: RefSeq, a predicted model, not a curated record
AUGUCGUCCAAAGCUUCCAAGGCCCCAGCCUCCAAGGCUCCAGCUGAAAAAAAGCCAGCUGCUAAGAAGACCUCCUCUUCAACUGAUAUGUCUAAGAAGAGAACUAAGACCAGAAAGGAAACUUACUCAUCAUAUAUUUACAAGGUUCUAAAACAAACUCACCCAGAUACCGGUAUAUCGCAGAAGUCGAUGUCCAUUUUGAACUCUUUUGUGAACGAUAUUUUCGAAAGAAUUGCUUCGGAGGCGUCGAAGUUGGCUGCAUACAACAAAAAAUCUACUAUUUCCGCUAGAGAAAUCCAGACUGCUGUCAGGUUGAUCUUGCCAGGUGAAUUGGCCAAGCACGCUGUUUCUGAAGGAACCAGGGCUGUUACUAAGUACUCCUCUUCCACUCAGGCUUGA